UGUGCUAAUCAUGACGGCUGCUCAAGCGCUAAAAGCUAGCCUAUCGAAUGUUCCGUCAUUGACCAAGGCGUUGGUGACCUCAGUCGUGCUGCUCUCUGGAGCAUCGUACGUUUAUAUCUAUCGCCAGCAGCUGAAUGCUGUGCCUGAAGCGACGAUUCCCAACAUUUGCCCGCUGAUCGGUCUUGUCCCUGGAAUGGUCUAUUAUGCUCCUUGGACCAUUCUUACCGCAGCUUUUUACGAAGAUAAUGUUUUCACGCUUAUACUUGGUACAGUUGUGCUACUAUUGUGUGGCAAAUAUCUGGAACGUGCUUGGGGAAGCAGAGAACUGUUAAAGUAUAUUUUAUUGGUCGCUGCUCUCUCGAACAUCGUAACGUGGUUCGGUAUCAUGAUAACCUACUAUAUCUCUGGUGAUGAGCGAUUUUUAUUUAACACGCAGAUCAAUGGUAUGAGUGGUAUAUUCUCGGCGUUCCUUGUAGCCUUCAAGCACCUUAUCCCCGAACACAGAAUCGCAUUUAUGGGUGGAUUAAUAUCGAUUCGUGUAAAGAAUCUUCUGGGGCUUGCAACUGCAGCAAGCAUCAUCGGUCUCUUAUUUUUCAACGCAUUGGUGUUCUACAACCUCGUCAACAUCGGCUGGGUCAUUGGCUGGGUGUAUAUUCGAUUCUUUAAAUAUCAAAAUGGAGUGCAAGGUGACCGAAGCGAGACAUUUGCGAUUACCACUUUCUUCCCUGAAUUUCUACACCCUAUCAUUCGAGUUAUUUCAAAUACCGUCUUUGGUAUUUUGGUAGCUUUGCGAUGCUGUAAACCUAUGGCGCGAAAUUUCGCCUACGAUCUUGAAGGGCAGACAGGGGUUCGACCAGGAACAAUUCCCCUUCCCGGAAGUGCCAGAGCCGAAGCCGAGCGUAGAAGAGCCCUGGCUCUCAAAGCGCUCGAUCUGCGACUAUCAAACAAACAAUCGCCAGCCCAUAGUCCAGCCGGCGCAAAUAGCAAUAACAGUAACAUCAAUAGCGGUAGCGGUAGUUCUCUUCGGCCUACUCCCUCCGACACGGCACAAGCCUCCAAUGCAGACGAUGGUGUGCUAUUUGAUGCAGAAGAAGCAGGCGCAGCAGAUAAUGUAACACCGGAGAUCGAUGGCAGUGCAGAGGACUCAGUUACAGAGAAAACACGCGAAAAAAUGAAUGAAUAAUAGAAUCCCAUCAUGUCACAUAUCAUUUCAGUAAAUAAAAGGAUCUUGUACUAGUAACAAGCCGUACACCCGCUGUGCAAUGG
Radiomyces spectabilis is the source of this 1266-nucleotide messenger RNA. RefSeq names its product eukaryotic integral membrane protein-domain-containing protein. The transcript has 7 exons. Gene Ontology annotation, cellular component: Golgi apparatus; membrane. Gene Ontology annotation, biological process: retrograde vesicle-mediated transport, Golgi to endoplasmic reticulum. The record is from RefSeq and is a predicted model, not a curated record. NCBI's taxonomy places the organism in Eukaryota, Fungi, Mucoromycota, Mucoromycetes, Mucorales, Radiomycetaceae. The coding region runs from base 11 to 1183 and encodes 390 amino acids.